AGAAUUGCUUGAACCUGGGAGGUGGAGGUUGCAGUGAUCACGCAAGCACGCCACUCCACCCAGAUGCAAGGCAGGAUUCAAAAGAACAUCUUUGCGUUUUCUACGGCCUCCCCAUCGUCGUACUAGGGAGGAAGAAGCUGGUGAGAAACAAAACUUCUUUCUACCGUCCUGCCCAUUUCUGCCAACUUGUUCAGAGGCCGAGGCACCUCUAAGGUACUGAUGGCUCUGCAGAGGACCCAUUCAUUGCUUCUGCUUUUGCUGCUGACCCUGCUGGGGCUGGGGCUGGUCCAGCCCUCCUAUGGCCAGAAUGGCAUGUACCAGCGAUUCCUGAGGCAACAUGUGCACCCUGAGGAGACAGGUGGCAAUGAUCGCUACUGCAACAUGAUGAUGCAAAGACGGAAGAUGACUUUGCAUCAUUGCAAGCGCUUCAACACCUUCAUCCAUGAAGAUAUCUGGAACAUUCGUAGUAUCUGCAGCACCACCAAUAUCCAAUGCAAGAACGGCAAGAUGAACUGCCAUGAGGGUGUAGUGAAGGUCACAGACUGCAGGGAUACAGGAAGUUCCAAGGCACCCAACUGCAGAUAUCGGGCCAUGGCGAGCACUAGACGUGUUGUCAUUGCCUGCGAGGGUAACCCACAGGUGCCUGUGCACUUUGACGGUUAGAUGCCACCCUGUAGGGAUUAUCGCGAGUGGUUGACCUUACACUUACCCCUUAAAUAGCAGUGAGUAAUGUGUUUGAGCUGUCCCAGGCUCUGUCUCCUCAGCUCAUUUCUUAUUCUUUUUCUCUAUAUAACUCGUUCUAUUAAAUACAUUGCACCAAAGAGAAAUGGAGACAUAAACCUAUAAUGAAUGAGGCUGGGCUUUUCUGUAAUAAGCUUCCUUUUAUAAUACUGCUCAGCUUAGCUCUCUCAGAUCCUAUCCUGUGGAAUUUAGUUAUUAUGUGUAUUUAUGUAGUAUUUCAAACAUUUCAAAAAUGCUUUCAUCUAUGUUUAUCACAUUUUAAUACCACAGCACUUAUAAUGAUGUCAUUACAUAUAGAAGCUCAAAGUUAAGGGAUUUGCUGAAGACUAUAAAAUUAGUGGAAGAAUUGAGACAAAAAUCCAGUGUAGCUGGCCACUUAUUCAGGGCUUUUUCUACUUCAUCACAAGGAAUGUUUUUAAAGUCUCUGCUUUUUUUUAAUCCUUAAAAUUCACCUGUCCAGGGAGGCAUUAAAAAUUUGGCAAUGUAUGCCAGCAAAAUGUGAGCUCUGUAUUUUUUGGCAUUGUUAUGUUUGGGUUGAAUAAGAUUAAGAAAAUGAUAUUGGGAAUUUUCUUUUUCCUGAACCUUUGAAUCACCCUAGUAAGUCAAAGUAUUAAAAAAAGUACUAGAUCAUUAAGACUCAUGUGCUCUUGCUGACUGAAAGAUUUUUUGUUUUUCUUGUAAUAAAG
This is a messenger RNA of Macaca mulatta (Rhesus monkey), 1427 nucleotides long. RefSeq names its product ribonuclease A family member 4 (gene RNASE4). Gene Ontology annotation, biological process: defense response to Gram-positive bacterium. The record is from RefSeq and is marked provisional. Gene Ontology annotation, molecular function: nucleic acid binding; RNA nuclease activity. Lineage: Eukaryota; Metazoa; Chordata; Mammalia; Primates; Cercopithecidae.